AUGUCGAACCCUUUUCGUAGACCAGCGCCUACACCAAAGAGCGCUCUCGGUUAUCACCGCGUCCUGGCUCCCACGGCUGGCGUGCGGGUCUCGCCAUUAUGCCUUGGAACGAUGAACUUUGGCACCGAAUGGGAAUCGUUUAUGGGUGAAUGCUCGAAAGAAAAUGCCUUUGCCAUCCUUGACGCUUUCUACGAGAAUGGAGGCAAUUUCAUUGAUACAGCCAACAAUUAUCAGUUCGAGCAAGCAGAGCAAUGGCUCGGAGAAUGGAUGAAGGCUCGAGGAAAUCGCGACCAAAUCGUCCUUGCGACUAAAUAUACAGCAAACUUUCGCGCUGCACACUUUAACAAAGAGCCCAUCCAGUCUAACUUUUCGGGUAACUCGAUGAAAUCCAUGCACAUCUCCAUCAAGAAGAGUCUGGAGAAGCUGCAAACAGACUACAUAGAUCUAUUCUAUGUGCACUGGUGGGACCUCACAACUGGCGUAGAAGAAGUCAUGCAUGGCUUGAAUUCGUUGAUCACAGCUGGCAAAGUGCUAUACCUCGGUAUUUCCGAUACUCCUGCUUGGGUUGUUGUUAAGGCCAAUGACUACGCUCGUGCCAAUGGUCUCCGACCUUUCUCGGUGUACCAGGGCAAAUGGAACGCCUCGUUUCGAGACUUGGAGAGAGAGAUUAUCCCCAUGUGUCGUGAUCAAGGAAUGGGCAUUGCUCCCUGGGCGGCUCUUGGUCAGGGAAGAUUUAAGAGUGCUGCUGCACGAGAGGCUGCCCAUACGGGAGCCGGAAGAGCAGCCCAAUUGUCUGAAAACGAGGUUCGCGUGUCUGACGCCUUGGAAGCCGUUGCGAAUCGCAAGAAUGCUAGUUUGCACGCCGUGGCCUUGGCAUACGUUCUUCAGAAGACACCAUAUGUCUUCCCAAUUAUCGGACAACGAAAAGUCGACCAUCUCCUUGCCAACAUUGAGGCCCUCAAAAUCGAGCUGACAUCCGAAGACCUCGAUCAAAUCGACUCUGCGAUACCCUUUGACCCGGGCUUCCCGAACAGCUUCCUUGUUGAGAAGUAUAAUCUGAAUGUUACUAGCUCAGAUCUGUGGUCAGCCAAGUUGGCCGGUCAUCUCGAUUCUGUGGAACACCAGCGAGCAAUCAAGCCGCAUGAGGAAUAA
Talaromyces amestolkiae is the source of this 1152-nucleotide messenger RNA. RefSeq lists its product as uncharacterized. Lineage: Eukaryota; Fungi; Ascomycota; Eurotiomycetes; Eurotiales; Trichocomaceae. Bases 1 to 1152 code for a protein of 383 amino acids. The transcript is spliced from 5 exons. The record is from RefSeq and is a predicted model, not a curated record.